Molecule: messenger RNA, 1849 nt
Organism: Euleptes europaea (tarantolino)
Lineage: Eukaryota; Metazoa; Chordata; Lepidosauria; Squamata; Sphaerodactylidae
Gene: CHRNA4
Product: cholinergic receptor nicotinic alpha 4 subunit
Exons: 6
Coding region: 187-1842 (551 amino acids)
Biological process (GO): regulation of membrane potential; monoatomic ion transmembrane transport; signal transduction
Cellular component (GO): synapse; neuron projection; postsynaptic membrane
Molecular function (GO): transmembrane signaling receptor activity; acetylcholine-gated monoatomic cation-selective channel activity
Source: RefSeq, a predicted model, not a curated record
UGCGCAAACUUCGCUCCUGCACUCAGCCACGUUGAAACCCGAGCCCACGCAGAGGAACGGCUCCUGAAGAAACUCUUCUCUGGAUACAACAAGUGGUCCCGGCCAGUAGCCAAUAUUUCAGAUGUGGUCAUUGUGCGUUUUGGAUUGUCCAUCGCGCAGCUCAUAGAUGUGGAUGAAAAGAACCAAAUGAUGACUACGAACGUGUGGGUGAAACAAGAGUGGCAUGAUUAUAAACUACGCUGGGAUCCCGAGGAAUAUGAGAACGUUACGUCCAUACGAAUUCCUUCCGAGCUCAUUUGGAGGCCGGACAUUGUUCUUUACAACAAUGCAGAUGGAGAUUUCGCAGUCACCCACCUCACCAAAGCCCACCUCUUCUACGACGGCCGGAUCAAGUGGAUGCCCCCCGCUAUCUACAAAAGCUCCUGCAGCAUCGACGUCACCUUCUUCCCCUUCGACCAGCAAAACUGCACCAUGAAGUUUGGCUCAUGGACCUACGACAAGGCCAAGAUUGACUUGGAGAGCAUGCACCGCCACGUGGACCAGCUGGACUACUGGGAGAGCGGCGAAUGGGUGAUCAUCAAUGCAGUGGGCAACUACAACAUCAAGAAGUACGAGUGCUGCUCGGAGAUCUACCCUGACAUCACCUAUUCCUUUAUCAUCAGGCGCCUCCCACUCUUCUAUACCAUCAACUUGAUAAUUCCUUGUCUUCUGAUUUCUUGCCUGACUGUCUUAGUCUUCUAUUUGCCUUCGGAGUGCGGGGAGAAGAUCACUCUUUGCAUCUCGGUCCUGCUCUCGUUAACUGUGUUCCUUCUCCUGAUCACGGAGAUUAUCCCUUCCACCUCCCUGGUCAUCCCCUUGAUCGGCGAGUACUUGCUCUUCACCAUGAUCUUCGUCACCUUGUCCAUCAUCAUCACCGUCUUCGUACUCAACGUUCACCACCGUUCUCCUCGGACCCACACGAUGCCGGAUUGGGUGAGGAAGGUCUUUCUGGAUGUCGUCCCACGCCUCCUCUUCAUGAAACGCCCUUCGACAGUGAAGGACAGCUGCAAGAAGCUCAUCGAGUCCAUGCACAAAAUGACGGCCAACUCGUCGCGGUUUUGGUCCGAGACGGAAGUGGAACCUAACUUCACUACCUCGUCUUCAAACAGCCCACAGAGCAACGAGCAGUCCCCCACCUCCUCUUUUUGCGCCCACCUCGACGAACCAGCAAAGCCGCAGCCGGUGUGCAAGUCACCGUCGGACCAAUAUUCCAUAUUGCGCACAGAGCCUAUUCGGGCAAGCUCUACGUCACUACAACCUCCCUGUCACCCACUGGAAGAGUCCCCCCAGUCUGGUCCGAUCUCCAAGGGCAGGUCCCUCAGUGUCCAGCAGAUGUACAGUAGCCCAGGGAAAGCAGAGGAGGGAUCCAUCCGUUGCCGAUCCAGGAGUAUCCAAUAUUGCUACUUGCAAGAGGAGUCAUCCCAGACCAACGGGCAAUCCAGUGGGUCCCCGGCAUCUCAGCGGUGCCGCCUCAACGAGGACCAGGCCAAAAUCAAACCCACUCACUGCAAAUGCAAGUGCAAAAAAACCGAGUCGGCCAGCACCUCAGGGCAUGGGAGCAAGAGUCUUGGCCCAAAGGAUCAGCAGCUGUUGUUGAUGUCCCCUGCCUUGAAAUUAGCAGUGGAAGGCGUCCAUUACAUUGCAGACCACCUGAGAGCAGAAGAUGCAGAUUUUUCAGUGAAAGAGGACUGGAAAUACGUCGCCAUGGUCAUCGACAGAAUCUUCCUCUGGAUGUUCAUCAUUGUCUGCUUGUUGGGAACUGUGGGGCUCUUCCUCCCCCCGUGGCUGGCAGGGAUGAUUUAAGAACAGA